AUGACCAUGACCAUGGACACAUCACAGCAGCGUUUCGGGUCCGCCCUAAAUAUGGAGUAUCACCAGCACCCUCAGCCUCCGACCUUUUCAAACCCUUGGACCUCGUCAUCGUCGCCCCCGCAGCCCGCCUCCAACGGUGCGAUGUUCGUCGGUGGCCCUCACCAGCAACCUCCUCUCAACCCGAGCCUCAUCACCGGCAAGCCCCACGACGGUCGCACCGGCAGCAGCGGCGGCGGCGGCGGCGGCGGAGCGCCUUCUCUCCCUCCCUACGGUUCUAUCCCCGUGACCUCAUCCGCCGACAUGAUGAGCCUGAACCGCAUGCCGCCCACGUCGGCGCCCUACGGAGAAUCGCCCUACACGAGCACGGCGUCGCCCGUCGGCGGCCAGUUCGCAACGUCGGGUGCCUCGUACGACCCCAUGGGUUUUGCUCCGCCGGCGGUCCGACCUCCGUUUGGCAUGGUCGGCGAAGCUGAGCGAUCCGCGAAAUACUCUUCACCGUCGGUCCCCUACCCCCUCUCCGCGUGCUCGGCACAAGACUGGGAAGAAGACGGAUGUGCUGACACUGUACGACGGCAAAGACACCUCCAGCAGCAGCAGCAGCAGCAGCAGCAGCAGCACCAGCAGCACCAGCAGCAGCACGACCAUGAGCGGAGAGGCUUUGCCGAUGCUCUCGACGCCAGCCACGGAAUGCUCGCCAUGAGCCAGGAGACACCUAGGAACAUAUACGGCACGCGCAAUGACCGGUCAUCGAUCGACUCGUACGGCUUCCCGUCGACGCACUCGACCAGCUCAUCCAUCUCGUCGGGCGGCAACUUCAGCUCGUACUACGGCGGCGAUUCGGUCUCGGACUACUCGACGGCCGGGUCCGAUAUCGAGUCGGUCAACUCGAGGACGCUCCCCCGUCCGCACGGGUUGAUGGUGUCGCAGAUGCCGCCAGCCCCGCAGUCGAUGAUGGGCCAGUUCAGCUCCAAGGUGUCGUCUAGCACGCAGAAGAAGCACAAGUGCAAGGUGUGCGACAAGCGAUUCACCCGUCCCAGCUCGCUGCAGACGCACAUGUACAGCCACACUGGAGAGAAGCCCUUUGCAUGCGAAGUCGAGGGCUGCGGUCGUCACUUUUCCGUCGUGUCGAACCUGCGUCGCCACCGCAAGGUGCACCGUGGGGAGGCUCGCUCCGAGGCUGGCUCCGAGGAGCACCAAUCGGAUUAG
Molecule: messenger RNA, 1206 nt
Organism: Geosmithia morbida
Lineage: Eukaryota; Fungi; Ascomycota; Sordariomycetes; Hypocreales; Bionectriaceae
Product: Zinc finger, C2H2 type
Exons: 2
Coding region: 1-1206 (401 amino acids)
Biological process (GO): regulation of transcription by RNA polymerase II
Cellular component (GO): nucleus
Molecular function (GO): DNA-binding transcription factor activity, RNA polymerase II-specific; RNA polymerase II cis-regulatory region sequence-specific DNA binding
Source: RefSeq, a predicted model, not a curated record